ACCUUAGUGUGUUUGAUGCGUGUGCAAAUUCUUUCACAUUCUAACCCACGCCUUGUUAUUCGCAAAGGUACUGCAGCCUUUCCUCGAUUAUACAAACUGUAUAGCGAGUCUUUGUAUGCAACUAAGAUUUUUCUCACUGCUGCUCUUCACGACUCUGUGAUGUUGGUACUUUGCCAGGACGAAGUUUUUCUUGAUAUCGAUCCCGCCAAGUCCCCACUGAGAUUUCCUAGUGCUGAUCGGAUUCGCAGGUUUGGCGACGAUCCAACCAGCACGCAGUACCAUAAGAGGGUAGCUGCUCAUCGCAAACUUAUCGUUGAGAAGUUGGUCCUGCUAGCUCAUAGCUUUAUCAAAGGGAUCUGUGAUGCCAUAUCUUGCUUCCCUACCGGUCUGAUCUGGUUAGUACAGCAACUAAACACGGCAUUAAUCGAAGUUAAGAGGUUGCCGGUUGAUGAAGUGAGUAUUUGA
This is a messenger RNA of Cylicostephanus goldi, 465 nucleotides long. Lineage: Eukaryota; Metazoa; Nematoda; Chromadorea; Rhabditida; Strongylidae. The record is from the annotation of a GenBank genome assembly.